GCGGCCCGGGGCGGAGAGCGGGGUGCGGAGCGAGGCCGGUAGAGGCGCUGCUGGGCGGCGAGGCAGGCGGUUCUGGUAAACUAGCUAGCCUACUAGAUAGAGAAGAUGACUCAACUUGUCAAAACCUUUCGGAACCAUUGGAAGAAAACUACAUUUGGUGCCUGCUUGUUGACCUGGGGAGGACAUUGGCUGUAUGGAAAACACUGUGAUAACCUGCUAAGGAGAGCAGCGUGUGAAGAAGCCCAGGUUGUUACUGGACUUCUUCGAAGAGUAGAUGAGGUUACCUUCAGUAAGAUUCCCAUAGGAUUUAUCCCACUGGGACAGACCUGCAGUUUGAGCAAUACACUCUUCCCCGAAAGUGGAAACAAAGUCCAGCACAUUACAGAUGCCACCCUGGCCAUUGUGAAAGGAGAAACUAUUCCACUUGAUGUGCUGCAGAUCAAGGGAGAAAAGGAACAGCCUGUGUUUGCAUUAUCUGGUCUCAGAUGGGGAUCCUACAGAGAUGCAGGAGUCAAAGUUAGCAAGUACUGGUAUCUUGGACCAUUAAAAACCAAAGCUGCUCACUUUUUUAGUACUCUUAAGGAGUGGCCUCAGAUACAUCAGGCCUCAAUCUCGUAUGUGGGACCCACUGAGAGGCCGCCCAGUGAACCAGAAGAAAAGCCUCCCAGGCCUGCUUUAUACAGGAGGAUAUUCCGAAGGCUUGCAUCAUACUGGACCCGUCCUCAGGAUGCCGUCUCCCAGAAGGUAAAGCCAGAGGUCUGGAAAGAAGUGCAGCUGUCCACCCUUGAAUUAUCCAUCACAACACGGAACAGUCGACCUGACCUGACGGGCACGGAAGAUUUCAUGAACAUUUGCAUUGAACCAGAUACUGUCAGUAAAAGUGACUUCAUAAGUAUAGGAAGUCAGAAGAUGAGAGACCCUCACAUGUGUCCUGAAGGCUCCGAGUACCUCCAAGCCAGCCGGUGUACAUUGCUUCUUCCUGAGAGAACAGGUGGGUCCUUCAGCAUUGACAGUGAGGAGUAUGAAGCCAUGGGUGUGGAGGUCACGCUGCUGCCCAAGAAGCUCCAGUUCUUUUGUGACCCACGACAGAGGGAGAAGAUGCUCCAGGUACCUGUGCAGUGACCAUGGACAAGGGGACAGAAGUCGGCUCUCCUCGAAGAGUGAUGGGGGCACUGUAUGAAUGUCGGGCUGUGCUCUGGGACCACACUCUGAAUAGUAGCACCUUGUUAUGUUGGGGGCUUCUUCUUGUGCAAAGUGCCCUUUGCCACUCAGAGCAUUCCCAAACGUCCUGUUUACCAUUUGUCGUGUUGCCAUCUUCUAUUAAAAGUAUGCUUCAGUUUUUGUCUUGACAGUCUA
This is a messenger RNA of Vombatus ursinus (common wombat), 1356 nucleotides long. It is a transcript of the gene AGK, whose product is annotated as acylglycerol kinase. The coding region runs from base 106 to 1122 and encodes 338 amino acids. Gene Ontology annotation, biological process: ceramide biosynthetic process; protein insertion into mitochondrial inner membrane. Gene Ontology annotation, molecular function: acylglycerol kinase activity; ceramide kinase activity; ATP-dependent diacylglycerol kinase activity. Lineage: Eukaryota; Metazoa; Chordata; Mammalia; Diprotodontia; Vombatidae. The record is from RefSeq and is a predicted model, not a curated record. Gene Ontology annotation, cellular component: mitochondrion; TIM22 mitochondrial import inner membrane insertion complex. The transcript has 13 exons.